ACAUUCGCUGCAACAUCUGGGACUGUAAGUGUGCUGUCGAGAAUGACAAAUAUCAGAUGAGGAUUAGACUGUGUGUUUGCCGUCAAGGAUGUUUAAAAAAGCAAUGGAGCAGCUGAUCAGCCAGAUUGAUUGUGGAGGCGAGCUGACGCCAGCCACCAGUGCGUACGACUCGGAGAGGUUUAAGCCUCUGUGCCUGGUCCACAGGAGACGUGGUGGCCCAUUCUGGAGAAAGGCCAGGUACCGUGGCACGGAUUUCAAGCUGAAGCAGAUACUGGCUGAUGGAAGCAACUUACCGACUGUUCAGCAGACUGAUAUGUCCUUCCAGUUUUCGAAGUCAUUCGAGCGGCCGAUUAAAGGGAUGGCUAAGCUAAGUAUCGAUCCACUGGUGGGAAAUGUUGCGAUUACAAAUAAAGUGAGCAAAACCAUACAGCUGGAAGGAACCAAGCAAGUUUACAUCAGAGUGUCAGAUCUAGCUGAGUGCCUGGAAAACAGUAAGGUCAGUCGGUCUUGGGAGCUCAUUGAAAGAAAUUACUCAGGCGAUCUCUGUAUAGUGACUGAAGUAUUAUUGUCAGUGCAACCCCUCACACUGAAGAAAGUUCAUCAAAGUGGAUCAGAAUUCUACGUAACCAUACCUUCCAACUCCCUGGUUGGAGAACUAGCCACGGUGGGUGCAGAAUACGAUCUUUCUACAGAUAGCACACUGUGCAUCCCUGAGGGAUCAGUCCUUGCCUACAAAGUGUGGGACCUCUCCCUCACAAAAGAGGAUGUGCUGUGUCUGUCGAAGCCAAAGUGGAGGAACCAGGCGAAGUCUUUGUUUUGCCAGGACACUGCAAAUGUUAAUGGAGAUGAAGUGUUUGAAAUCUGCUGCGAGCUUCAAUGUCUCGACAAAGGUUUGAAGCAACGUCUCCUGGGCCUCGUGUGUCAGAUCAUUGAAGACUCUGAACUUCUUUCAAUUCUGAGUGAUGUGCUGUGUGAGGCUUGUGCUGGAACCGACUACACCCUCUCAGAGCUGGAGAAACUGGAUAAAAAGAGAAGAGAGUGCGGGGAAAACCUCCUGGCCAUCUGGAGUGAGGACCAGUUGAAGAAUGCAGUCGAGGACAACCUUCUUAAGGCUGUCUCUAUUCUCUUUGCAGCUUUGGAAGAUCUGCCACCAACAACGUUACCAGUGCUAAUUCAAAGUUUGAAGAUGCAGAUUCUGCCCCAGCAGCUCACCCUGGUCACCGGCAUCCUCAAGGAUCUUGAUCACAGCCAAGUGGACCAGGCGCUGAAGGUGGAGACAGAAAGUUUCACGGAGGAUGCGUUUGGAAUAACUGCGGAGAUGCUGACUGAUGUCGGGCUUCACCUGGAGAGGGACAGUGUCCAGAAAACGAGGGAACCCAGUCUCCAUGAACUGUCCGUGGCCUUGUACUGUCUAAACGCGCUGAGCAGCAACUGAGGGAAUGAAUGAAGGGGGUCCCAACACACAAAUCACUUUGAACAAUCUGUUUCUCUUCAUUAUUAUUUUAUCCAAGACAAGGAUAAAAUCGUAAAAUCCUCUAUUAAACUAGAUCUUAGUUCCCUCAGC
Messenger RNA from Amblyraja radiata (thorny skate), 1564 nucleotides. Its product is annotated as gasdermin-A2. Gene Ontology annotation, molecular function: phosphatidylserine binding; phosphatidylinositol-4,5-bisphosphate binding; phosphatidylinositol-4-phosphate binding. The record is from RefSeq and is a predicted model, not a curated record. Gene Ontology annotation, biological process: defense response to bacterium; pyroptotic inflammatory response. The coding region runs from base 89 to 1435 and encodes 448 amino acids. NCBI's taxonomy places the organism in Eukaryota, Metazoa, Chordata, Chondrichthyes, Rajiformes, Rajidae. The transcript is spliced from 10 exons.